Tarenaya hassleriana is the source of this 1923-nucleotide messenger RNA. Its product is annotated as probable sugar phosphate/phosphate translocator At1g06470. Gene Ontology annotation, cellular component: cis-Golgi network; endoplasmic reticulum-Golgi intermediate compartment; Golgi apparatus. The record is from RefSeq and is a predicted model, not a curated record. Gene Ontology annotation, molecular function: antiporter activity. Gene Ontology annotation, biological process: UDP-glucose transmembrane transport. NCBI's taxonomy places the organism in Eukaryota, Viridiplantae, Streptophyta, Magnoliopsida, Brassicales, Cleomaceae. The transcript has 12 exons. The coding region runs from base 456 to 1703 and encodes 415 amino acids.
AGUUCACCAAACACAACGACAGGCGGUUGAGACAGAAAUCAAAACGCAAGCGCCACUGCCUCCUCCUACGCUCCGAUCUGAUCCACCUACCCAAUUCCCUCUCUGUACCGAAUCCAAUCUUCCCAGGCUUACUGCUUUGAGGUUUUUUGCUUCCAGUCAUAUCUGCAGAGGAAGCAUUUCUUUCGAUUGAGAUGCCCGUAGAAUUACCACUUUCUUUGGAUUCAUCUAGCCAGAUUUCCACUCUGAAAGAUUCUAGAAAUGGACCUUGACACUGAAAGCGUCCAUCUUGAAGAAAUUUCAUCCUAAGCAGGGAGGUUGCUCACAUUUUUAGCUGGUGGAAAAUCCUGUUAGAGUGACCAAAAGCUAGUUGUUGUGGGCUGCGUUCAAUCCAUCGGGGUGAUUUAGGAAAUGAGUCUUUUUGCGGGAGGAGAGUUGGCUGGUUAAUUAGGAAUUCGAUGGAUCAGAGAAUGCAGCAACGUGGUAGUAGUACAAUGGAAAGUGUAUCCACUCUGGAAGUUAUCAACAGAGAACAGGAAUAUGAGCCGUUCAAUAUUGAAAACGAGACCAGUAAGGAGACAAAAUUCUCUAGCAAUUUCAAUGGUGGUUCCAAUUCCACUGAUAACCUUCAACAGUUACCUAAAGCUUCGAAGGAUGUCAUCUCUGCGGCUGAUGUGCUAAAAACAUUGUUCUUUAUUCUUGUAUGGUAUACUUUCAGCACAUUUUUGACCCUGUACAACAAAACUCUUUUAGGAGAUGAUCUGGGGAAAUUUCCUGCUCCCUUGCUAAUGAAUACAAUUCACUUUUCUAUGCAAGCUGUUUUAUCCAAGAUGAUCACAUGGUACUGGUCCGAAAGAUUUCAACCUGGUGUUACCAUAUCAUGGAGAGACUAUUUCGUUAGAGUUGUACCAACAGCACUUGGAACAGCCAUGGAUGUCAACUUAAGUAACGCAUCACUUGUAUUCAUAUCUGUUACAUUUGCGACAAUGUGUAAAUCUGCAGCCCCGAUAUUUCUUCUUCUGUUUGCUUUUGCGUUCAGGCUGGAAUCUCCAAGCCUUAAACUUUUUGGUAUCAUCUCAGUAAUCUCUGCUGGUGUUCUGUUAACAGUUGCAAAGGAGACAGAAUUUGAGUUUUGGGGUUUUGUUUUUGUUAUGCUUGCUGCUGUCAUGUCUGGUUUCCGCUGGUGUAUGGCACAAGUUCUUUUGCAGAAAGAAGAAUAUGGCCUGAAAAAUCCAUUUACCUUUAUGAGUUACGUGUCCCCGGUGAUGGCUUUGGUGACCGGUCUUCUUUCACUUCUAUUGGAUCCAUGGAGUGAAUUUAGAAGCAACCAAUACUUUGAUAGUCAACCACAUAUAGCGCGGAGUUGCUUCUUGAUGUUUUUUGGCGGAGCACUGGCGUUUUUUAUGGUAUUAACAGAGUACGUUCUUGUUUCUGUGACCAGUGCUGUAACCGUCACAAUAGCGGGUGUCGUUAAAGAGGCUGUCACCAUAGUGGUUGCGGUGUUUUACUUCCACGAUGAAUUCACGUGGUUGAAAGGUGUCGGUCUGAUCAUCAUCAUGUUUGGUGUCAGCCUGUUCAAUUUGUACAAGUAUAAGAAACUACAGAAGGGGCAAAACCCGGAAGAUGGGAAGAGUCUAUCCACUUCGAACCAGACAGGAAAAUACGUAAUUCUCGAUGAGAUGGAUGAUCAUGAAAUUGGUGUCUAAGAAAUUGGUGCCAUUGGCUUUUGUGGUAAAUCAUUGGACAGGUUUUGCUCGAGGAGGAUGAUCAGGAAACGGUCCCGGCGGCUGAAUUGCAAGUAUGAUUUUUAAUUCGUCGAUUUUUCGUUCUUCGAUCUAGCUUUCUGGAGAUGCAGAUCUUGAUAUACAUAUAUAGCCGGUUGCGAUCCGAUCCUUUUAUUAGCCGUAAAGAUUCCAUUUUUUUUUC